Molecule: messenger RNA, 2464 nt
Organism: Ilex paraguariensis (yerba mate)
Lineage: Eukaryota; Viridiplantae; Streptophyta; Magnoliopsida; Aquifoliales; Aquifoliaceae
Source: the annotation of a GenBank genome assembly
AUGCGUUUCUGUGUAAUUGCUCGUUCACAGACAAUUUGCGAAAGGCCUUGGGUUUUGUGUCAGUUUGUGGGGUCUUCAUAUUCUGCUGUUCAAGCACUUGAAUUUCCUGAAGAAAAUGUGACACCAAAUUGCAUGGAAUUACAACAACGAAUGCAGAGUUAUGCUACAUCAGGUUGCAUUAGGAAAGCUCUUGAGACUAUGAAUUACAUGAGGAAUGUGCCUGGGAAACCGACAGUUUAUGAUUUCAAUUCAUUGAUUUAUUGUUAUUUGAAGUCAAAACACGUGUCAUUGGAAGAAUUGGUUGAAGUGUAUUUUGGGAUGAAGAGGUUUGGGCCGUGUCCAAAUGCAUUGACUUUCAAUACCCUCUUGAAUGGGAUGGUUGCACUAGGGAAGUUGAAAGAUGCGUUUUGGAUUGCUGAGGAAAUGUGCGCAAGUGGGUUUUUGCCUUCCUUUAGUUCCUUGUCAAAAUUGCUGAAGAAGUUAUUGGAUUUCGGGAGUUUGGUGGAUUCACUUAAUGUACUGGAACUGAUGUUGGGAUGUGGCUAUUUUCCAACUGAACCCACUUUGAAUUUGUUGAUUGUUGGCCUUAGCAGAGCUGGGAUGGUUAGUGAGGCGCACUUUGUGUUUUCUAUUCUUCUGGGAAGUGGCCAUUUUCGAGCUUUGAUUUAUGGGUUUAGUAGGGAAAGAUUAUGGGAGGAAGCUUUCCAAUGUUUAAAUGAAAUGAAAGCUGACGGUUGUAAGCCUAAUGUGAUUACAUACACUGUAAUUAUAAAGUUUCUCUGUGAUAAUGGGAAGAUUGGAGAGGCAUUGGGCCUCUUGCAAAAGAUGGAAAAGGAAGGAUGUGGUCCAGACUUGGUAACAUAUAAUGUUGUUCUUCGUGAACUUUGUCAACAAAAUAUGGUUGUUAAAAUUGGUGAGCUUGUCCAGGAAAUUGAUCAAAGAGGAUUUUCUCCUGAUUCAUUCACCUAUGCUGCUUUGGCUGGGGGCCUGUUAAAAGUGGGCAAAAUAGGGCUUGCCAAUGAACUGUUGCUCGAUAUUAUAUCUAGGGAUUGCAGGGUGGAUGCUGCAGUUUACAAUAUAUACUUCCAGACUUUUUGUUGUGACAAUAGGUCAAGAGAAGCAUUAUCUUUGAUGAAGAGUAUGAUGGAGACGGGCUUUAGACCUAAUAAUGUAUCAUAUAACACAAUUUUGAAAGGAAUUUGUGAAGAAAACAACAUUGAUGAAGCUCUGGAGUUCUUCGAUCACAUUGACUGGAGCACAAAUGGGCCUGAUUUGAUUUCGUUCAAUACGAUUUUGUCUGCAGCAUGCAAACAGGGAAACUCUUCAAUGAUUCGAAGGAUCUUGUAUCGAAUGGAGUAUGAAGGUGUUAAGCUUGAUGUUGUAAGUUCAACUUGUUUGAUUCAGUAUUUCUGUACAGUUGGGAAGAUUCCAGAGUGCUUAAAGCUUUUGGAAUAUAUGAUGAAUAGUGGUCCUAGUCCCAAUAUAGUGACUUUUAAUACCAUUCUUGUCAACCUUUGCAAGAACCGGUUGCAUGGAGUAGCAUGGAGGAUUUUCACGUAUUUAAAAAGCUCUGGGAUUUUACCCAAUACAACUAUGUAUAAUAUACUCAUACGAGCUGCCAUAAAAGAAGGCAAUGAGUUUCUGGUGGGUCAGUUAUUAAGAGAAAUGGCUAGCCAAAGGCUAAAGCCUGAUGUUGCUACAUAUGGUUCCUUUAUUUAUGGCCUUUGUAAGGAAGGGAAGAUAUCAGUUGCUGUCCAGGUGCGAGACCAAAUGCUUGAGAAUGGGAUUACUCCAAGUGUGGAUAUAUACAAUACGAUAUUGGAGGCAAUGUUCAAAAGAGGGAAGUUUUGGGACAUUAUCUCAGUAUUGAAAGAUAUGGCUAGGGAUGGGUGCGAACCUGAUUCAGUCUCUUUAGAUAUUUUACACCGAGCAGCGACAAAAGGUUGGAUGAAGGGUUUUCCUAAGGCUGCAAAAUGUCUGGGGUUUGUGAUAUCUGGUAGUUGUCAAAAGGAGGCACGUCACAAGGAGAUACCAUGCUGAUUGACCAAGAGAAUUGUGCCAGAUUUGAUUGCUUCAUUAUCAUGACUCGCACCCCGUAGCUGAAACCUGUUUUGGCUUGAAUGUUGUUCCCCGCAGACUCUAUUCAGAACUUGGAACCAGGAGUGCCAUUUUGGUAUUGAGCAGUGCUAGCCUGGAUACACGCAAUUGAAGAGGAUCUGAGUUUGGAAAAAACCAGAACCCACAAAUCCUAUGCGCAGCCGCAAUGAUGAUGGCGGUUGGUCCUCCACAAACUCGUGGAUUGAGAUUCUACUUAAGUACUUCCACAUUCGCACUUGCCCUGUUAUUUCAAACCACUGCUCCACCUUUUGCAGCUGCAGUCCCUGUUCAUUGCAUGUGCUCGAUUUAAAGUUACCUCCUGCUCGAAUUCGUCAUUGAUGAACGAAGAACCUAUUUGUGGGUAAGU